Molecule: messenger RNA, 780 nt
Organism: Exophiala aquamarina CBS 119918
Lineage: Eukaryota; Fungi; Ascomycota; Eurotiomycetes; Chaetothyriales; Herpotrichiellaceae
Exons: 1
Coding region: 1-780 (259 amino acids)
Molecular function (GO): oxidoreductase activity
Source: RefSeq, a predicted model, not a curated record
AUGGCCGGAGCACUGACAUCCAAACCCUUCUUGGGAAGGGUCAUUAGUAUCACUGGCGCCGGUAGCGGAAUUUCGCAAAGCACAGCACAGAUAUUAUAUGCUCGUGGAGCGACGUUGGCUAUUUCUGAUAUCAACCCCACAGGCUUGGCUGAGACAGAAGGUCUGCUGAAGGAAAUACCGGCGGAACCAGGUCAGCAGUUCUGGGCGACGAUCGUGGACGUCUCCCAGGAAGACACAGUAUCGCAGUGGAUAGAAGAGGUUGUCUCCAAAUUCGGUCGACUCGAUCAUGCGGCAAAUAUCUGUGGAGCAACACAUCCAAUCAAGCCAUUGACAGAUUCAACCAAGGAAGACUUUGACUUUGUGGUUAAUGUUAAUUUUAGAGGAACUUGGAACUGUAUGAAGGCUCAAGUGAAGCAUCUUGGGCGGGGAUCUAGUAUCGUCAACUUCACGUCGGGCUCGGGUCUUAGAGCCGAGCCCGGCCUGGGGCUAUAUUCAGCUGCUAAGGGAGGUGUGCAGACUCUAACGAGCGCGGGAGCGGUUGAAUGGGGUGAAAAGGGAAUUCGAGUCAACGCCAUUGCCCCAGGUGUGGUAAGGACUACCACCUUGAAGUCGCUCCCCAGUUCCUUUUUUACACCAAUUGAGCAAGCCACACCUCUAGGUCGAGUGGGAGAACCUGAAGACAUUGCCAAAGCCGUAGCCUUUCUUUUGAGCGAAGAAGGCGGUUGGGUAAAUGGGGUGGUACUCAGGGUGGAUGGAGGAUAUCUCCAUACAAGUCACUAG